CCCUGCAGCAGCAGAAGACUAGCAGAGCGAGGCCAAACAGAACCGUCACAAAAAAAUAAAAAUAAAAAAGAAGGGUAGGCCUCGACGAAAAUUUCGCAGCCAUAGGCCCCGCUCCCCCCCGGCGCAGAUCUUUUCUCGCUCCCCUCUCCCCGCCGAUCACGCCGGCGGCGCGAUGGCGGCGACCUCCGGCGCGCCGGUUCCCGACGACAACGGGCACGGCCGCCUCGCGUCGUCCCUGACGGCGCGCUACUCGGACUGGGUGCUGGAGGCGCUGGACGAGCUCCCGGGGAGCUUCCUGCUCACGGACCCCGCCCUGCCGGGCCACCCCAUCGUGUACGCCUCGGGGGGCCUCGCCGCGCUCACCGGCUACGCGCCGCGCGACGUGCUGGGCCGCAACGCGCGCCUCUUCCAGGGCGCCGCCACCGACCGCGCCGCCGUCGCCGGCGUCCGCGAGGCCGUCCGCGCGCACCGCGCGCACCAGGCCGCGCUCCUCAACUACCGCCGCGACGGCGCCCCGCACUGGGUCCUGCUCCACCUCGCCCCCGUCUUCCACGCACGCGACGGCACCCUGCUCCACUUCCUCGCCGUCCAGGUGCCCAUCGCCCCCGCUGCCGCCACGCGCGGGGCGACGUGCCACGCCACGGGGCAUUUGCUAGCCGCGUGCCGCGACGAGGCUAGCAGGGUCGCAGAGGAUUUUCCCUGCUCCACCCACGCGGCCAAGGUGUUUGUCGAUAUGGACAAGAGAGGGCUGGAGGCCGAGGAACUGCGUGUAGCUAGUGACUGUGAGAAAGAGAUGGCAACAAGUAUGGCUAACAACAUUGUCUCUGUGCUGAACCGCUACAGCAAGCUAACUGGUCUAGUGGUCAGCAGCCAAAGAUGCAGCUCGGUUGGCAUCCCAGCACUCAGUUCGUCGUUAAACCUCUCUCUCGGUAGAAUCAAACAAAGCUUUGUAUUGACUGACUCCCGCCUGCCUGACAUGCCAAUUAUUUAUGCUAGUGAUGCUUUUACAUCAUUAACAGGUUACUCAAGAGAAGAAAUAUUGGGCUGUAACUGCAAAGUCUUAAACGGUCCAGGCACUAGCUUGGAGGUUUUAGAGGAGAUAAAUCAGCAUAUUUGUUCUGAGCAGGCAUGCACAGUGGAUCUACUAAGUUACAGGAAAGAUGGAAGUUCGUUCUGUGAUCUUCUACAUGUAUCUCCUAUCCGAGAUGCUUCAGGCAAGGUUGCCUUUCAUAUCUGGGUUCACCUUGACAUGGGUGCAAAGCACGAGUUUAAUGGGUUGGUCCCUGAAGUAUGGCUGCUUGGUGCUGUUGGAGCGGUGAGGGUUGCUGUGAGAGGCUUGUCGGCGUCAGGUAGCCUGUUGAGACCAUCCCAAUAGGAGUUAGUUUUCUUGCCAUUUCAUGACACGUCGGCCGGCCUUCCAAUGUACAUUGAUGCUUGCUAUUGUAUGUAAAGUAACUGGUUAGCAUAACAAAGAAAACAAGUUCAUUUGAAGGAAAAAUUCAUGGUAAAUACACGAUGUUGUUGUGAUUAUGUAACCAUGUGGAAUGAAGUAAAGAAGAGGAAAUAGAAGCUGCAGAAAUUCUUCAAUUCCA
This is a messenger RNA of Sorghum bicolor (sorghum), 1592 nucleotides long. Its product is annotated as protein TWIN LOV 1. Lineage: Eukaryota; Viridiplantae; Streptophyta; Magnoliopsida; Poales; Poaceae. Gene Ontology annotation, cellular component: nucleus. The transcript is spliced from 7 exons. Bases 173 to 1375 code for a protein of 400 amino acids. The record is from RefSeq and is a predicted model, not a curated record.